Molecule: messenger RNA, 1206 nt
Organism: Triticum aestivum (bread wheat)
Lineage: Eukaryota; Viridiplantae; Streptophyta; Magnoliopsida; Poales; Poaceae
Exons: 5
Coding region: 1-690 (229 amino acids)
Source: RefSeq, a predicted model, not a curated record
AUGCCGGUCAGCCACCGCACCCGCAGCUCCGGCGUCCGCAUCGCCGACUCCUCCCCCACCUCUGGCCGCCUCGUCCUCGUUAGGCCGAAGGCGGAGCCCGACCUCCCCGCAGAGUACGAGGCCAUAGCCCGGCGCGGCUUCUCCGACGAGGACGCCCUAAAUCACGGGCCGGAAUGUCAUGGGUCGGACCCGUUCCUGGGCCUCAUUCCAGCGUUCGGUAGGCCAACCGAACCAGAACCAAGUCGUCCCCGCUUAGCGAAUAUUCGCCUCAUAUCCGGAAUGCGCCGAGACCUCCAAAUCGAGGAAACCACGCAGAACGGCUCGUCUCUCCCCCAACCCUAUCGCUGCUCUCCUCCUUCCUCCCACGCACAGGUUAGAAGGGGAAGAAAGCAGGGUCUAGGUGCUACACCGGCGCGGCGGCAGAGCGAUGCACAACCAUCUCUCUUGAAGGAUUGUAUUGGAGCUAUCGAUGGUACACAUGUGCGAGCAGGUGUUACCAAAGAUGUGGAGCAUUCCUUUCGGGGUAGGAAGGCCUUCACCACUCAAAAUGUGAUGGCAGCGGUAGAUUUUGAUCUACGCUUCACAUAUGUGUUAGCUGGUUGGGAAGGGUUAGCACAUGAUGCUACUGUUUUAGCUGAUGCAUUAACGCGUGAGAGGGGCUUACAAGUACCACCGGUUCUACCUAGUUGAUGCUGGCUAUGGAGCAAAGCCUGGGUUCUUGCCCCCUUUUCGUGGUGUGAGGUACCAUUUGAACGAGUGGGGCAACAAUCCAGUCCAAAAUGAUAGGGAGCUGUUCAACCUUAGGCACUCAUCUCUACGGGUGACGGUAGAGAGGGCUUUUGGAUCUCUGAAGAGGCGCUUCAAAAUUUUAGAUGAUGCCAAACCAUUCUUCUCUUUCCCGGUGCAAGUUGACCUUGUUAUAGCUUGUUGUGUUCUUCAUAAUUAUGCACUGUCACAAGGGAUUGAUGAAUUUAUUACACCGGAAGUGACAUGGACCACCCAACCAAUUUGAACAUCAAGGCAACAAGCAAGUGGCGUUAGGGCCGUGGUAGACCGUAGGAUACAAAUGGCAGCCCAAAUGUGGGAAGAUAGACAACUAAUGUAUGCUAAUCUAUAGUGUAGCACACUCCAUGUAUUUGAACCAUGUAUUUGUGAUGUUUAUGCAACUACAUUUUAAUUUAUUUGAUGGCUGGGCAGAUUGUAUCA